Lates calcarifer (barramundi perch) is the source of this 4219-nucleotide messenger RNA. It is a transcript of the gene fam241a, whose product is annotated as family with sequence similarity 241 member A. Gene Ontology annotation, cellular component: intracellular membrane-bounded organelle. The transcript is spliced from 2 exons. Lineage: Eukaryota; Metazoa; Chordata; Actinopteri; Centropomidae. The record is from RefSeq and is a predicted model, not a curated record. Bases 128 to 577 code for a protein of 149 amino acids.
GGUCUGUAAUUGAACUCUCGCGAACUUAUAGGGCACGCGCCGCUGAGGACGGACAUUGGGAUUGGGCUCAGUCACUCCAGCCGCAUGUUGUGAUUCCUCAAGUUCCUGUCAGUGGACCGGCUGUAAGAUGUCCGCUGUAACACCGCCUGUUAACGACCAGCAUGUUUUUCAUCGACGUGAAUUUGAGGAGCUGUCGUCAGUUAACCAGAGAAGAGGCAGACUCACUGCUCAGCCUGCUCACGGUGCACGGCACGCCGCACUCCACCACCAGCGACACCCGGCCGAUGGCAGUCGGACCCAGCCUCGACUGCCCAGCGAUCCCAGCGCCAGAUGGCCCCAUGUGGACGACCCCACCACCAGAGAGCCUCAGCUGGAUGACUGUGAGCGGAUGGGGACUUUGUUUGGGAUGCUCAAUAAGUGUCUGCGGGGGAUGGGCUUCAGCCAGAUGUACUUUGGGGACAAGAUAGUGGAGCCAGUGGUGAUUGUCUUCUUCUGGCUGCUGCUCUGGUUCCUGGGUAUUCAGGCCCUGGGGCUGGUGGGAACUCUGUGCAUCAUCAUCAUCUACAUCCAGAAGUAAUGAGAGCUGGUGAUCAGCAGGGCCUGCUUCUUUCUUUGGCUCAUUCCUGCACAUGCAGGACGCAGUUAAUUCUAAUGGAUGUUUGAAAUGGAAUAUGCAGAUCUUUGUUUUUUUGGAGGAGGAAGAGGGGGGAGGGGCAGCUGUGGAGAGGCCGGUGCAGGUUUCUGGAAGUGGUUUAAAACUGUUUCAGUCAGGAUUCUUCAGGACUGUCCUGCCUCAGUAAAAGGAGCAAAGCUGUCCAUCAAUCAGCUGAUUUCAAAGGAACAGGAAGUGGGAAAAGACUUGUUUUAGUUUGAGUCAAAGGCUACAAAACGAAGGCCAAAAGUCCCAGUGCUCAGGAAACAGAACUGAACACGUGUUUGUGUGGAAACUGACUUUAAAAGAAGAGAGAUCUUUGCUCCCACACAGUCUGUUAAUGUAACUCCAGUCAUUAAUCACUGUCUGACUGUAAAGCAGACAUAUGGGAUAUGGUGCGUUCUUGGGAAACUUUUUUUGCUGUAAAAUAUUUACUGUGAGACAGUAUGGGUGCACUGUAUUCUGAUAUCUGUAUUUUUGUCGCCCUGAAUCAGCACAUUUGUGCAUCUCUAAUAUAUAUUGUCUCCUCAAGGGGAUGGAUAGAAAUGUGAAGUAUGUCAUUAAUGAUUUCUCACAUUCAUUGAAAGAUGAGAAACUGAUAAAUUGGGAUAAAACUUCUGUGUUGGAAACUAAAUGUGUUCAACAGAUACAAUUCAAUUCAAGUAUGCUUGUGCCAAUUCUACCAGAUGCAAAACCCAGGUGAUCCUAAAGUUAGAGUUGAGCUGAGCAAGUGGCAUUCACAGUGCUUCUUCAUGCACACAGCUGGUUGGGUAUACUGUAUCAGACCAGUCUUGGGUUAUAUAUACCUUCACUUUGUGUUUAUAUUCUGCAUUACAUUUAAUUUACACUUGUGUCUUAACCUGUCAGCCUGUGUCAGUUGAGUGGAAUUAACACUAAAUGCCUCUGUGUAAUCAUCAUAUCUGGCUGUAAUCAUACUGGAGUUGAAGUAUUCUCCAAAAACCUUCUCAGACUCAGGUAGGGCUGCACGAUUAAUCAUAUUAAAAUCGCGAUCUCCAAUUCACAUUCAGAUCUUCUUUCUGAAUGACAACGAUUUGGCUGCAUUUUCAUCAGGGACACCUGCUACGUCACUGGUAGUUUCCACUUUAGCCGUGUCCGUAUGCAGCUCUCAGCAGACAGAGCUCACCUGACACCGGAGCGGAGAGAAUCGGAGCGCCUCCUGCAUCGCGCUGCAGCUCCGCCCUCUGUUUUCAUCAAGUGUCUAACUCCACAGUUGCUCAGUUUUGUGGUUUGGUCAUUUUAAGACAAGAUGUGGUUGUAAAGUUUACAGUCUGUCACUCUGCUGCUCCUGCAGUGCUCUGUGUGUGAACUGCGAGGCAGCUAAGAAAAAAGUGUAACCACUCGUCCACUGACAUUCUGUGAGUCGAGUCAGGGUACUCCUGACUGAUCCAUCGAAUAGUCGACAUUUAGAGGGCAGCCUGAGAACCUUACAGUUUAUCACCAUACCCAUCAAGCUCCCAUAGGUGAUCACCUACCACUUAGCCAAAGAUAUGACUUGUUCUAUAUCACUGAUGAGUAAAUGACUGCAAUCGUGAGAGAGAGAAUCAUGAUCUCAGUUCUAAGCCAAAAAAUCAUGAAUCUUUUUUUUUUUCCAGAAUUAUGCAGCCCUAGGCUCAGGUGUCUUUAAAUAAGAAAAUGUGUCUGUGAUUGCAGUCACAGAAAUCAAAAACUGAAUGUUGACACUGCAGACAGAGGGAGAUGAGGCAGUGUCUCCUAUCAAUCGCACACAUAUGCAAUGUAUUAAUGUCGGCCAUCUACAUUCGCCUGCAGCCUUUUGUUCUACUGCAGGACGUAGUGUGACAUUGGACGGGGGAAUGGAUGGUCAUCAGUGUCUAACAGGAUUGUCCUCGAGCUUAAGUCCUGGUUGACUUAAAUAAGACCAGCAUGUAAUAUCUAUUAUGAACCAUAACCAAGUGUUAAUGUUCCCGUGAAGUUACCAUGAGAGGGUCCAGUAAAAUAUCAUGUAAUAAACAUAUAUUCACCAUCUGCAGCAUUAUGUUUCCCCCAAACUGUUCAAUGCAAAAUAACUGCAUAUGAAUGUAGACUAAUUGUUAGGAGAAACAGCUGAUGAGGCAGGUUCAAUGAAAAUGAAUGACUUGAAGUCUCUAAAGGUGGAUUGGUUUAAUUUGACCUUUAACUAGAAUGGUUUUCUCAGGUAGGAGUUACAGUUGAACAUAUUUUACUCUGCUGCUGUUAUUGUACAUUUCUCUGAUGUGUUCAAAUUUCCAGGUUAACUCAUCACACACUAGUCAUCUCACUGAGUUUUAAGUUUUCCAGGGGAAAUGUCAUCACUGUACAAUAAGUUUAUCACUCACUGACUGUAGCCAUACUGCAUUGAUUUUUUGUUUUUCAGAUAUUUGAGCCGAGAAAUGUUGAAUCUAAACGUAUCACACUGUGCAUGAUUAAAAAAUAUAAAAAAAUGUUCUCUGGGUGUCACUGAGUGGUACAGCAGUGUCUGCACAAAAUGUUAACAUGAAUAAUCAUUGCAUAUUUUACUUGUAUUAAGAGAGUUGUGAUCCAAGACCAUUUGUCACUGUAAAUCUGUACAGUACAGUCUGAUGUUCAGACCACUCACCUGUAAAGUUACAUUGCAAUAUUCCACAGGCUUCACAUCUCUGCACCUUCUUCUAAACCAUUCUGUAGCCACUGGUUCCCAUUCAUAGCUGGGUUUCCUCAUGUUCUCAUUUAAAAUCAGAAUUUCAUCAAAAUCUUUAUAGCGUCCCUCGGUGACUGGGUUCAUGGGGUUCGCUAAAAGACGUGUUAAUUAAUACCCAGCUAAGUGAAUAAAUAAUCCUGUGGUUUUACAAGUUUGAAAGGCUGGAGUCCUAACAGCAACUCCAGACACCAGCUACUGAGUCAGAUCAUCAACAGUUAAAGACAUCACUCGGUCCUCCACCAGACACCACCCUCUCAGCUGAUAUCUUUGCCUCUUUCUUAACUAAAAAGGUGGCGGCCAUCAGCAGUCAGGUCUCUGAACCACUCAGAGACAAGCAGCUCUCUGUCUCUGAGUGCACACCACCCUCUGCUCAGUCCCCUGUCUGAGGACAGAGCACCAGUAGAAGCACUGUAAGAUAGAAUAGAACCUCAUACUGUACUGCAGCACUGUGCCUGUGUAAGUAUCCAAGGAGAAUGUCUUGCAGCCAGAUGAAAGAAUAUACACAGACCUCCAUAUAAAAUACAUUAAACAGACCAUAGAAUAAUAAGACUAACAGUGUAUAGCCAUGCUAGCUGCUCUGUGAGGCUAUUCAGCACAGUGGUGCUGUGAGCUAAAUGCUAACAUGUUGAUGUUUAGCAGGAAAUGUAAAUGGACCAUCUUUAAGGUGUGUUUCACAACAAGCCUGUACAGAGCAACAUAAAACAAUCAAUGACAGCAUAAUGUAAAGCCUCAUCAUCAUCAUCCUCAUCAUCCAAGCCCUUCAUUAGACAGCAAAUAUCUUCACUUCCUCGAAUGUUAACAGGAGUGUCUGAUAGUGUCGCCCAGCACAGGCAUGUUGGAUCACCAGUGACUAAGUCCACAGGCGCCAAUAAAAAUCUUGACAUGCUUCCUCA